Messenger RNA from Harpia harpyja (harpy eagle), 3346 nucleotides. RefSeq names its product ADAM metallopeptidase domain 8 (gene ADAM8). Gene Ontology annotation, molecular function: cell adhesion molecule binding; metalloendopeptidase activity. Gene Ontology annotation, biological process: inflammatory response; regulation of cell-cell adhesion; proteolysis. Bases 58 to 2628 code for a protein of 856 amino acids. The record is from RefSeq and is a predicted model, not a curated record. Lineage: Eukaryota; Metazoa; Chordata; Aves; Accipitriformes; Accipitridae. The transcript has 22 exons.
GUGGCGUGGAGCGGAGCGGCGGCGCUUGGGGCCGGUCACCGCGGCCACCGCCGAGCCAUGGCCCCGGCGCUCGUCCCGCUCCGCCGGCUCCUCCUCCUGCUGCUGCUGCUGCUGGUGGUCCACGGCACCACUGCCAGGCUGGAGGAGAAGCUUGCCCAUGUUGAGACGUAUGAGACGGUGUUGCCGCGCAAGGUGCCGGCACCUCGGGGGAAGAGGGACCUCUCUGCGCCACUGAGCAUCUACCCAGACCACGUCCUCUACAGCAUCCGUGCCGAAGGCAGGGACUACCUCCUGCGGCUGGAGAAGAACAAGGAGCUGCUGGGGCAGCACUACACUGAGACGCACUACUCAGCCAAUGGCACAGAGAUCACGAAGAAGCCAGACAUUCAGCAGCAGGAUCACUGCUUUUAUCAGGGCCACGUGCAAGGACACACUGACUCGGCAGUGAGCAUCAGCACCUGCAGCGGGCUCAGUGGGUUUUUCCGGGUGAAUGAGACCACCUUCCUGCUGGAGCCCCUGGAGGAGGAUGUGGCCGGCCAGCAUGCCGUGUACAGAGCAGCUCACCUACGGGGGAAGCACGGCACGUGUCGAGAGUCUGGUGCCACCCUGGAAUAUGACCACGAACCAAAAAUUCCUGCAGCCAUGAAGCUCUACCACUGGAAAUCAGCUCCGUUACACAAAGGACCCCGAUACGUGGAGCUGGUCCUGGUUGUGGACAAUGAGGAGUUCAGGAAACACAAGGACUUGCGCACAGUGCAGAACCGCAUGAAGGAAAUUGUGAACCACGUUGACAAGCUUUAUCAGCCUCUUCGCCUGCGGGUGGCCUUGAUCGGCUUGGAGGUGUGGAGCCACAAGGACAAAAUCGUGGUCAGUCCUAACCCAGAGGUGACACUGGACAACUUCCUCCACUGGCGGGAGGCAGAACUGCUGCCAAGGAAGCCACACGACAAUGCCCAGCUGAUCACGGGCAUAGACUUCCACGGCACGACCGUAGGGCUUGCCAAGAAGCUUGUGAUGUGCACCAGGGACUCAGGCGGUGUCAACCAGGACCACAGCACGAAUCCUAUCGGCGCUGCGUCCACCAUGGCUCACGAGAUGGGGCACAACCUGGGGAUGUCCCAUGAUGAAGAUGUUGCUGGCUGCCGCUGUCCUGUCCCCAAAGCUGAUGGAGGAUGUGUCAUGGCGGCGAGUGUUGGCUUGGUUUACCCCAAGCUCUUCAGCCGCUGCAGUGAGCAGGACAUGUGGCAGUUCCUCGGGGACCCCAGGACCAGCUGCCUGCUGAACAUCCCUAGGGCAGAUGAGCUGUACGGGGGGCCAGUGUGCGGGAACCAGUUUGUGGAGCGGGGAGAGCAGUGCGACUGUGGCACGCCAGAGGAGUGCUCCGACCGCUGCUGCAAUGCCACCACUUGCCAGCUGAGAGAGGGAGCCGAGUGCGCCCGGGGGGACUGCUGCCAGGACUGCAAGGUGAAGGCUGCUGGUGCACUCUGCCGGGCCAGCAAGAACGACUGCGACCUGACUGAGCACUGCACUGGCCUCAGCGCUGAGUGCCCAGAGGAUGUAUUCCAGGAGAACGGCAUCCCCUGCCAGAAUGGCAAUGGCUACUGCUACAACGGGGCCUGCCCCUCGCAUGGCGAGCAGUGCCGCGCGCUCUGGGGUGCAGAGGCCCAGGUGGCUCCUGAUGUCUGCUUUAAGCACAACAGCGAGCAACAUCUUCACCUCCACUGCCUCACCGAGUAUGGGAAGCGGCCCUGCAGCCCCAAGGAUGUGAAGUGUGGCACGCUGUUGUGCCUCAGUGACAACGCCAGCCCCGUCCUUGGUGACGGCUCCUACUCCCUCUUUUUUGGCCGCUUCAAGUGCAAGGCGGUCAUCGCUAGCAACGAUGCCAACGAGGUGGUGGCCAAGCUUAGGCUGGUGCCCACAGGCGCCAAGUGCGGCGAGGAGAUGGUCUGCUAUGCUGGGCGCUGCCAGAACCUCCUGGUCUAUGGCAACAAGAACUGCUCGGCCAAGUGCAACAACCAUGGGGUGUGCAACCACAAGCGGGAGUGUCACUGCGAGCCAGGCUGGGCAGCACCCUACUGCGAACAGAAGAUUUCGGGGAUGGCAGCAGGGAGCGGCGGCGUGGUCUUGGCGGCUGUGCUGGCCGUGCUGGGGCUCUCUGGCAUCCUGCUUGGCAGCGGGGUUGUGCUCCUCAGAGGCAGGGGGACAAGGCACUUUCAGAAAGGGACCUCCAGCGGGCCUGCCGCUGGCCUCGCCAACCCACUCUUCCAGGAGGGUGGCCGGAUGCGACCCCCCCGCCGCCAGCUGUCCCGCCAUGACAUCGGCCAUCCCAACCUGCUCAGCAGCACGGCAGCCCCGCGGGACGCCAAGACCCUCAGGCCCUGCCGCCCGGCCCCACAGCCGCCAGCGCCAGCCCCCCAGGUGACAUCUCCAGCCUCUCCAGGACAGCCCCUGCAGGCGAAGCCAAAGCCGCCCAGCAAGCCUCUCCCAGCACUGAAGAGCAAGGCGCAGUGCCGUGGCGAGGGGCCGCCAGGACCAGCCCUCCCGUGCUCUCCGAUGACACCCCCCUCGGUCUUUCAGCAGGGCGUCCCCCCGAAGGUGGCCCUGAAGCCGCCCCCAGCCAGGAGGUGACCAAGGAUGCUCCAUCCACCACCGCGGCUGAGGAGUUGCUGGCUCUGGCGCUUGGGUGGCACAGCUGGGGAGCCGCCGUCUGGCUUCCACCCUUACUUGAAUUGCUCACCAGACCCUCCCCCGGGAGUGCACCAGUGUUUACGGAUAUUUGAGUUGUGCCUUAACAGACUUCGUAGCCUCGUGGCUGGCCCAGGGAGAGCCGUCAGCUGGGGGCUUCGUGAGGAGACCAGGAGCGGGGAUGAUGCCAGCUCUGGUUUUGAGGCCAGCCCUGAGCUGGUCCAGGCUCUCCUGCGCCCUGAGAGCUGCUGCCUUCUCUCCCGAUGACCUGAAUGUGUCCUGCUCCUCCUGCCCCUUCGCUGCUGGGGCCAUGGCGAGGAGUUCCUGGCAUCGCCCGCCAGGCUGGCCAGGGCAGAAGUGCUGCAGCGCAGGGACAGUGCCCCAGGGCCACCGCCCUGGCUGGGGACAGUCACACGGGGGGUCUCGCUAGGGGCUUUGGCAGGUCCAAGCUGGGCUUGGCUUCCCUGUAGGGCUUUUCUCUCUGAGGUUAUCACUUGAGUUACCAUUCUCCUGAAAGGGAAUUUCCUGGGAGCCUUUUUACUGUAGCCAUUAACUUAUGACCCUUAUGUGACCAUUUUGAGCCAUCUGUUGUGAAACCAGGCCUACCCAUUUUUUAUAUAAUUUAGGUUGAAGGCUUUUAUACCAAUAAAGACUGAAGGUA